Molecule: messenger RNA, 584 nt
Organism: Cotesia glomerata
Lineage: Eukaryota; Metazoa; Arthropoda; Insecta; Hymenoptera; Braconidae
Product: 5-hydroxyisourate hydrolase-like
Exons: 2
Coding region: 178-528 (116 amino acids)
Biological process (GO): purine nucleobase metabolic process
Molecular function (GO): hydroxyisourate hydrolase activity
Source: RefSeq, a predicted model, not a curated record
CGUGUUAUCGUAUAUCGUUUUUGAAUUCUUCGACCUGUAGUAUCGCUCUGUAGAUAGAGAUAAAUUUUUUUAUUAUUGGUUACUGAGCUCAGUUGAUGCUGUAUAAUAGUACAACAACUGUAUAGUACAACAUUUAGACAAGAAAAUAAUUAAAUUAUAUUAUUAAACUGAUAAAUAAUGGAUAAGUUACACAUAUCUACUCACGUAUUAGAUACAAGUCGUGGAAUCCCAGUGCCGAAUCUACCGGUGAGUCUUCACAAAAACGAAAGUACCAUCUGGGUUUUGAUAAGUGAAAGUAAAACAACAUCGAAUGGAAGAUGCUCUGAUUUAUUAGAAAUAGCUGGUCAAUUAUUAACGGAAGGGCGUUACAAACUUGUAUUCAACAUAGAAAAUUAUUUUACUACAACUGAAAGAUUAUCGUUGUAUCCAACUAUUGAAGUGAUAUUUGACAUAAAAAAUGCUAAUCAAAACUAUCAUUUGCCACUUCUCGUAAAUCCCUUUGGAUAUAGUACAUAUCGCGGAAUUUGAUGUAUGUAUAAAUUAUUUAGAAAAUAAAAUUAAACAAGUUACUAACAAAGCAUUAA